This is a messenger RNA of Dictyostelium purpureum, 207 nucleotides long. RefSeq lists its product as uncharacterized. The record is from RefSeq and is a predicted model, not a curated record. The transcript has 2 exons. NCBI's taxonomy places the organism in Eukaryota, Evosea, Eumycetozoa, Dictyosteliales, Dictyosteliaceae. The coding region runs from base 1 to 207 and encodes 68 amino acids.
AUGUCAAUAUUAUCAAACUUAAUUAGAUUCCAAAAUAUAAACAAUAGCAAUAAUAGUAAAAUCAUAUGUAAUAAUAUUAAUACAAAUUUUGGUUUAAAUAAAAUAACAACUGAUGUCGAUCUCGAUUAUUCCCAUUUUGGUGGAAUUGGAAAUUUAACCAAUCACAUCCAUGCUAGCAUCUCCAAAGGUUUAUUGCAUACCCUCUAA